This is a messenger RNA of Paraphaeosphaeria sporulosa, 664 nucleotides long. RefSeq lists its product as uncharacterized. Lineage: Eukaryota; Fungi; Ascomycota; Dothideomycetes; Pleosporales; Didymosphaeriaceae. The coding region runs from base 144 to 524 and encodes 126 amino acids. The record is from RefSeq and is a predicted model, not a curated record. The transcript has a single exon.
GGAGAAGGGAGAGUAAAACGCCGACAAGGUGAAGGUGCAAAGAGCUUCUCACUAACAAUUUGGUUGAGGUUCUGCUGCGACUGCGGCCCUGCAGAGCCCCCAGCAGGCGGAGGGACCGAAUUCUGCUGCGGCGGCAUUCCAUUAUGUGGCGGCAAUCCCGCGCUGGGUGGUCCGUUUCCUACGCUCAUCGCGCGUCCAGCCCCAGGCCCUGGCAGGGGCCCGGACAUGGCACAGGUUUCCUUGCUCUUUCACGAUGCGCCGCACAGUCGCAUUCACCUCUAGGCGGAUUCGGUCGCGUGGAACAUGGAGCGUGUGUAGACGUAGAGGCGACGCGUGUGUGGGUGAAUGGGUCAGGGUUGAGUGAAAGCGGAAGUGUUCUGGCUGUUGUAUGCUAUGGAAGAGCUGUACGCUCACUCCUCCGUGAAUCGCGGUGGAAGUCGCGACGGCCGCCAGACCGCGCCUGCCUGUGGCCGUGCGCGCCAAGCUCGUUGCGGGGAGCUGUCGCGGUACCUAGCCUGCGCUAGAGCUCUUGCGCUUCCACUUGCUGCACAAUCAUUGCCAAUCCAGUUUCUCACACACCCUCUGUACUGCUCACCGCUGUUCUCUCUACGCCAGCAGUGAGCUUGCUCGCCCCAGAAACCAGCCUUCCACUCUCUCGGACCGC